Molecule: messenger RNA, 1263 nt
Organism: Miniopterus natalensis
Lineage: Eukaryota; Metazoa; Chordata; Mammalia; Chiroptera; Miniopteridae
Gene: MRPS7
Product: mitochondrial ribosomal protein S7
Biological process (GO): translation
Source: RefSeq, a predicted model, not a curated record
GAAGGUCGCGCCAGGCUGCGACGGAUAACGGGAGGGCGAGUGUUUCUUCUUGAGUCUUCCCUUUGGAUCUCGGAAUGAGAGGUUCUUAACGCCCAGAUUAAUGGGGUGAUGCGCAGGUUUAGGACCCUUUGGAGCCUUUUCCCCGUUUCCGGUCAGUCGCUCAGGCACGCCGAGGGCAGUUCUUGUGGGGUCCUCGUAGCAAACCAAGAUGGCUGCGCCCUUGGUGAAGGCAGUGCGAGGGUGGUCGGACCUAACGCUGGGCGUACGGAGCGCUGUCCUGCGGUUUCCAAGCCCUUGGCAGAGCUGACGGAGGAGGAGAAGUUUGAGCGGGAGCUCAGGAAGACUCAGCGUAUCAAAGCUGCCCCAGCGGCGAAAACAAGCUCUGUGUUUGAAGACCCAUUGAUCAGUAAAUUCACCAACAUGAUGAUGAAAGGAGGAAACAAAGUACUGGCCAGAUCCCUCAUGGCACAGACUCUGGAAGCUGUGAAAAGGAAGCAAUUUGAGAAGUACCAUGCUGCUUCUUCAGAGGAACAGGCAACCAUUGAACGCAACCCCUACACCAUCUUCCACCAAGCACUGAAAAACUGUGAGCCUGUGAUUGGGCUGGUACCCAUCCUCAAGGGUGGCCAUUUCUACCAGGUUCCGGUGCCACUAGCCGACCGGCGGCGGCGUUUCCUGGCCAUGAAGUGGAUGAUUACUGAGUGCAGGGAGAAGAAGCAUCGGCGGAUGCUGAUGCCAGAGAAGCUGUCACAGGAGCUGCUGGAGGCUUUUCACAACCAGGGUCCUGUGAUCAAGAAGAAGCACAACAUGCACAAGAUGGCUGAGGCCAACCGUGCCCUGGCCCACUACCGCUGGUGGUAGGGGAGGGUAGAGGCUCCAGGAGGAGCCCAGUGCUUGCUACUGCAGGAAUCAAUGUGAGCUGCCACUACAUUGAAAAAUACCUGUGCUUAAAAAUGCAGUUCCUUUUUAAGGGCAGGCGGGCAGGCCUCACAGGAAGGAUGGAGCAGUAUUUUGCUUUAGUCCUUCCUUUGUGGGCUAGAACUUGCUCUCCCUGCCCCACCUUUUGCAAAGAGGCAAUACAUGAACUUGGAUUUCCCCCAAGAAACUUAGGGCCUAUCCAGCCUUCUCUUCCCUCUGCUUGGAGUGGACCUUAGGGUGAUAAAAGGGAGCAUUUUAGUAUCAGAAAGGUUUAUUAGAAAAUUGUCACCCUGAACUGGAGCAUGUGAUGCAGUACUGCCACUCAUUAAACCCAACUGGAGGAAA